Nerophis lumbriciformis (worm pipefish) is the source of this 1035-nucleotide messenger RNA. NCBI's taxonomy places the organism in Eukaryota, Metazoa, Chordata, Actinopteri, Syngnathiformes, Syngnathidae. The record is from RefSeq and is a predicted model, not a curated record.
GAGUUGUCUGUCUUUUCUUGGGGUAAUAUGAAGAUUGAUUUUGCCCCUGUCGAUGUGCCCCUAUGCAGGAGACUGCAGACUGCUGCAGUGCUGCAAUGGGUUUUUUCCUUUCUUGCCUUAGCACCCACUUGCAUCUUCCUGUUUUUCUACCUGCUGUUCACUCGAUACUGGUUGAUCAGCGUGCUAUAUUCGGUCUGGUGGUUCUUUGACUAUGAUACUCCUGCACGCGGAGGCCGCAGGGUGCCUUACUUGUGUGGAAUCAAAAUGUGGGACUACAUGCGGGAUUACUUCCCCAUCAAGUUGGUGAAGACAGUCGACCUGGACCCUCGGCACAACUAUGUCAUGGGCUUCCACCCCCAUGGAGUCCUGGUGGCAGGAGCCUUUACCAAUUUCUGCACCUAUUCCACAGGCUUCAGAGAACUAUUCCCAGGCCUCAAAAGCUACCUGCUCAUGCUGCCACUUUGGUUUCGAGCCCCAUUCUUCAGAGACUAUAUCAUGUGUGCAGGUCUGAUUCCAUCUGACAAAGAGAGUGCCAGUUAUCCUCUCCGGCAGAGGGGUGGUGGUAAUGCUGUUGCAAUUGCUGUUGGUGGUGCUCCAGAGGCCCUUGAUGCCCACCCUGGGACUUAUAACGUACUCUUGGCCAAAAAGAAAGGUUUCAUUAAAAUGGCUAUGGAGAAUGGGGCUCACUUGGUGCCAGUCUUCUCAUUUGGUGAGAACGAGGUGUUUGACCAAGUGGGGAACCCAAGAGGAACUUGGCUGAGAAGUGUACAGGAACAAUUGCAAAGCAUCAUGGGUAUCUCCCUUCCUCUUUUCCAUGCUCGUGGGAUUUUCCAAUACUCCUUUGGUCUCAUGCCGUACAGAAAACCCAUUCAUACCAUUGUUGGACGGCCAAUUAGGGUGAAAAAGAACGAGAAACCAACAAGCGAGGAGCUUGAUGCCCUUCACCAGUUGUACAUGGACGAGCUCAGCCAUCUCUUUGAGCAGCACAAGAGCAACUACGGCGUGGACAAAGAGACCCACCUGAACUUUGUCUGA